UCAAUCGGUAGCGCUCCAGCCGCUAAGUUGUGCACAAAUCACGCAUGCGCAACAGAAGAGCGAUCGAUGCGGCGGGCGUUCCGUUCAGUGGUCGCGUACCCGUCGCGCAGUCCAGUGCACAAUGCGUCCCCACUGACGCGGGAAACGAGUCAAGCUGUAUCUCCGCGAGUACGCCGCGGAGGACGACCGGCCGCCGUGCCGGGAGGAGUGGCGCCGGCAGGAUUGGGCCGGCGGCGGUGGUGGCGCGCGCGCCCGCCUGCCCCAGGUGGACCGCAGCCCGUCCCGCCGCAGCCCCUACCUGACUCGAGAUGACGAGCCCUCGCCGGCGCCCGACGAGCGAGGCCGCUCGGCCUCGGCCGGCGCUCACCACCGCGCGCGUCCUCGUCCACUCCGCUACCAAUCCCUCGAGCGCGAGUAUGACCGCUCGUACGCUCCGCCGCCGCCCCCCGAAGAUGACUACUACCGCCGCGAACAACCGCCCGGUAUGUUCCUGGGAGAGUUGCAAUCUCAGAAUUCCGAUCUGCACCGGGAGCUGGGGAACCUUAAGAAAGAACUGGAAUUGACGAAUCAGAAACUCGGCUCCAGCAUGCAUAGCAUUAAGACCUUCUGGAGCCCCGAACUGAAGAAGGAGCGGGCACUGAGGAAAGAGGAGAGCGCUAAGUACAGCCUUAUAAACGACCAACUAAAACUGCUCAACCAGGAGAACCAGAAACAAGCGAUGCUCGUACGACAAUUGGAAGAAGAACUAAGACUGCGCAUGCGCCAGCCCGCUCCUGAAUUACAACAACAGCUGGAAGCCUUGUUUUCUGAAAAUGAACAUCUACAAAGAGAGAUAGCAAUAUUGAGAGAUACAAUAAAGGAACUAGAGUUGAGGAUCGAAACACAGAAACAAACACUCCAGGCCAGGGAUGAGAGCAUCAAAAAAUUACUUGAAAUGCUCCAAAACAAGGGGAUGGGUAAAGAAGAAGAACGGCAAAUGUUCCAACAGAUGCAAGCGAUGGCGCAAAAACAGCUGGACGAGUUCCGGUUGGAGAUCCAGCGGCGAGAUCAGGAGAUCCUGGCGAUGGCCGCCAAGAUGAAAGCCUUGGAAGAGCAGCAUCAGGACUAUCAGCGGCACAUUGCCGUACUGAAAGAAUCGUUGUGCGCUAAAGAAGAACAUUACAGUAUGCUACAAACCGACGUGGAAGAACUGAAAGCCCGGCUUGAUGAGAAGAGUAGACUGGUGGAGAAGAAGACAGCGGCUGCGUUGUCAGCGACGCACGAGCUCGCUGAGCUCAGAGACCACUCCGAAAUCAAGGACAGGAAGAUCAACGUCCUGCAGCGCAAGAUUGAAAAUCUGGAAGAUCUCCUAAAGGAGAAAGAUAAUCAAGUUGAUAUGGCGAGAGCUAGACUGAAUGCCAUGCAAGCCCACCACUGCUCUUCUGAAGGUGCUCUCUCAUCGCUCGAAGAAGUUAUAGGAGACAAGGAGAAACAAAUACAGCAAUUAAGAGAGCAAAGAGAUCGAGCUGAACACGAGAAGAAUGAAGAGAGAGAACUGCACGAACGAGAAAUAGCCGAAUACAAAAUGAAACUCCAUGCGCUUGAGAGCGAAGUUGAAAAACUUGGUGCUAGACUCGAAAGAGCACAGGCUGAGAAAGAUCGCCUUGAAGCUAAGUUAGAAAGCUCACAGUCUGAACUGGGUAAGUCUAAGGCAGAGUUAGACAAGGCUGCCAGCGAGGUUGGCAGGUCGGGCGCUGAUUGGGAAGCGGCUAAACAGCGGUUGGCAAGACUUGAGCUCGAAAAUGAAAGACUCAAACACGAACUGGAGCGGUCUCAAACAACGUUCGGCAGGAGCACUUUAACUACAUCACAGGAGUUAGACAGAGUUCAAGAGAAGGCUGAUAAGAGUGCAGCAGAGUUGCGACGAACUCUAGCAGAAUUGAGAGUGACUCAGGCGGAUGCUGAAAGAGCUAGGUCUGAGGCCAGUGCACUUCAAGAUAAGCUGGAGAAGUCACAGGGUGAAGUGUAUCGUCUGAAGGCCAAGCUUGAAAAUGCACAAACAGAACAGGAUAGCCUAAAGGAAGAAUACGAUCGGGUGCAAUCGUCAGUUAGCCGUCUCCAUUCUGAACGAGAUAAGGCUGUGGCAGAGUUAGACAAGGCCAGAGAGGAAUUAGAACGUACUCAAGCCACUCUGGGCAAGGCUCAGCUGCAGCAAGACAAACUCCAAGCCUCACUCGAUGCCGCUCACUCUGAGAUCGACAAAUUGCAAGAGAAAUUGGACAAAGCUGCUGCUGAAGUCAGAAAGUGUCAAGUGGACCGCGAGAAGCAAGCGUACGACUUUGAGUCGCUGCAGACACAACUGGACAAGGCGCUGGGAAUGUCAGCACGCUUGGGCAAAGAGAGGGACACGGCACAACUGGAGGCUGAUCGGUUCCGGGACAAGUAUGAGAAGUCACAGGCCCUUGUAACUCGCAUCCAGAAAGAACGAGACACAGCACUGGCAGAGGCCGCAAGCUGCCGCGAGAGAGCUGAAGCUGCAGCGGCUGCAGCCAACAGAGCAGCCAGAGACCGUGACAGCGCCACCACAGAGCUGGACGUCCUCAGAGAAAGAUGGGAGAAGGCACAUCAGCAGCAUCAGAAACUAACGAUGGAACGAGACGAUGCCCUUACAGAGCUGGAAAUAUUGAAAGAAAAGCUGGACAAAGCCUUGUACUCCACACAAAAAACGAUCGAAGAAAAAGAAACCGCCCACAAAGAAUACGAGAAAAUGCUUGAGAAGUAUGACAGGUCCCAAAAUGAAAUCUAUCGACUUCAGAACAAGAUAGAUAUACUCGAGGCAGACAAAGAUCGACUUGAAAUGGAAUUCGAAAAGCAUGCGCAUAUUGCAACGAAAGCAAGAGAAGAACAACGCAAGACACAAGAUGAACUCGCUAGAUUACAAGAAAUGUACGAUAGGGCAUCUCUUCAGCUUGGUAGGACUAAAGAACAGGAAGAAAAGGCCAAGGAAGACAUGGAUAGGUUAAGUGUCGACAUCGAAAUGGUACGAGAUCGUUACGAAAAGAGCCAGAUUGAGCUUAGAAGGUACCAGGCUGAGAAGGAGAAAUUAGUUGCAGAUAACGAACGUCUUCAAUUUGAAUAUGACAGGGCAAUGACACAGUGUGGCAAAGCGCAGGCUUCGAAUGAAAAAACACAGGAAGAAAUGGCAAGAGUACAAGUAGAACUAGAAAAGAUGUAUGACAAACACGACAAGGUAGCCGCUGAACUGAGGAGAGUUCAAGCCGAACUGGAUAAGGUGAAGCAAGAUGCGAGCGGGGCGAGAGAAGAAGCUGAGCGAUAUGCGGCACGAUAUGGGAAGUACCACGACACUAAAGAAGAACACGAGAGGACUAAGUUGGAGGUGGAACGACUGCGUGCGCGGUUAGAGAAGACCACGAUAGACCUGGAACGAGCGCGCAAGGCUGAAGAAGAAGCAUCCCGUCUACGUUCGGAGCUCGAACGCCACGAAGCCGUCCGAGGUAAAUACCAAUUCGAACAGGACAAAUGGACUAAUGAACUAAAUAGAGUGCAGGCGGAACUCGACAAGCAACACGAGCGCUACGAGGCAGCGCAGGCAGAUAUUCAACGCUUGCAAGCUGAGAAGGAACAAUCAGAGACCAAACUACACGAGAUGAACAUACAGUUGGAGCUAUCCAAGAGCGAAGUGACCAAGUUGAACGCGGCAUUAGAAAAGCAACGAACAGAACUAGAACGCGCUCAUAUUGAGUGCGAGAAAUUCCGGGACCGAUGCGAAAAACUGAAACUGCGAUCAGAACAGCUGGACAAAGAUAACGAACGGCUCAAAGGAGAAUUGCAACAGAUUGAAAGGAUGAAACUGCAAGCGGUCGCAGGAGACAAAGCCAGGACAGAAGAUAGACUUGAAAUCGAACGCCUUCGUGACAAGCUUGAAAAGGCAAUACAAGCUAGAGAUUCCACAGAAAUGGAGGCUGGCCGUUUAGCGAAGGAACUAGAGAAAUCACAGAUGCAUCUUUCGAAAUACCAAGAGACCAAUGAGUCGACGCGUGUCGAAUACGAAAGGAUGACGAACGAACUUGGUAGAAUGCACGAACGUCUCGAGCGAACCAUCCUAGAAAUGAGACAUGUUGAACAGGAGAGAGAUGCAUUGUUACAAGAAAUUCAUAACAUGAGAUUCAACGUGGACCAACAACAAAGAACGCUGGAUCACCGCACACAAGAAACUUUAGUAAAACUACAGCAAGAACUCGCUCAAUCUGUUCGUGACAGAGAGAAGAUGGCUUCUAUAUUGGAACAGAGAGAUAAACAAGCUGAUGCUAUAGAAAAACAGAUUGUGAAACUGGAAGCCGAUACAAAACAACUUACAAUCGAGCGCGACCAAUUAGUAGCACAGUUGGAAAAAUCUCAGGACAUGCUUGUGAAUUUCCAACGAGAAUUGAACGCAUCGGAGGCCGAAUUACAGAAGCAGCGCGAGGAAGUGCGUAAAGUUAAAGAGGAACAACGAAAGAUGGCACAGGACUCUGGUGGCGCCAAGAGCGUGAUUGAAAGUCGCGAUAGAGAGAUCGCUAAGCUGCAGCAGCAAGUGCAAGCGGUUACUAAAGAGAAAGAUACUAUUAGACAGAGAGCUGAAAAGGCCGAAAAAGAAGCGCAGAAGGUUGGAGAGAUUGAGAAGUGGCGCGCUGCUGUAGAGCAAGAGAAGGCGAAGACGGCUGCAGCGGAGCGCGCGCUGGCCGAGUGUCAGUCGCGCCUACACAACUUGGAGAAGCAGCUGCAGGCGGGCGCGCGGGGCGGGGCGGACGCGCUGGCCGCCGCGCAGGCCGACGCCCGCGCCCACCAGCUCGAGCGCGAGCGCUGCCAGGCGCAGCUCGAGAUGCUCGUCCAAGAAUUGGAGAAGAGCCAGCUCGAUCUUCGAGAAGCGACGAAGAAGCUUCAAGCUGCGGGCGCUCAAAACGCCAAAGCUGGGGAAGACACAGCCCAAGCUAAGAAGCAACUGCAAGAGGAAUUUAAAAAGUUGGACGAUGCGAGGAGACAGUUCGAGGAGCAGAGAAGAAUGGUGGAGAACAAACGGAAAGACGUGGAAGAGAAGGAGAAGGCGUUGGCGGAGUUAGAUCGACAGCUGAAGAAGAGGAAAGAGCAAAUGGACCAAAUGGAAGCAUCUUUGAGGAAGGCCGGCGGCAGUACAGCGGCAGCGUCAGAGUUGAACCGUAAGCUAUCAGAGUCGCAGAAGGACGCGGACGGGCUGAAGCAGCAGCUCGACCAGACGAAGGAAGAGGCCGCGCGCCUCACUGCAGAGACCGAGCGUCUGCUACAACUCGUGCAGAUGUCGCAGGAAGAACAGGCGCAGAAGGAGAAGCAGAUCAUGGAACUGCAACAAUCUGUUAGAAAUCUUCAAGCCAAACUGAAAAGUCAGCAGCAAGCACAAGCACAAAGAGAAGAGGAACUGACGCGCGCGCGACAGAGCGAGCUAGCAGCUAUGCGAGAGCUGGAGAGCACGCUCACACAGAAAGACGUGCUCACAGCUAAGUUGGAAGAGAGCAAAAUGAAAGUGAUAGACUUAGAGAUAGAGCUGAACGAAUCAUCGCUUAUAUUAUCAGAAGUACUCAAAAUGCCAGACGGGCCAGAUAUGAAUAAAAUUAAACGAAGUAAAAGCUUUUUCGAGUUGCAAAAGAGUGGUAAGGUAGUAGGUAGGCUAGACAAAGGUAGGCUGAGCAGGAGCGACAACGAGCUUGACAUGAUGCACUGUAGGGACAAGAAGAGGGAGGCACCAAACAUUAGUAAAUUGACGAGGAAAGUAUCUGACUUGACGAAGGAAAUGGCAAUUAAGAACUCAAAACUAAUAGAACAGCAAAGGUGUAUAUCAAUAUUAGAGGAAGCACUGAGAGAAAAUAACAAUAUAGCCGAGUUUGAGCAGUUACUUGCAGUUGUAAGAAGUAAAGACGAAAGAAUUAAUGAGCUUGAACAGAUUGUAAACAAGAAAUGCGUGUCGAAUCCGAGUGACUGCAAGGAUAAGAGAAUAUUAGAACUAGAGGACGCUUUGAAGGAAUCAUUCUUGAUAGCAGCAGAGAGGGAGAAAAUAUUCUAUGAAGAAGAACAGAGAAGAAUUGAAACAUUAAGAAGGAUGGGUAAAAUGGAGCAACGAAUACGUUCCCUCCAGAGCGCUUCAGCGAUGAAUUGUGAGACAUGUUCCUCAGUGCUAAAGCGCUUGAAGCAGCUGGAAGACUCGCUACAACAUUGUAAGACCAACAGGGAUCAUGUACUGCGACAAUUGUCUCACGUCAUCCAAGACGUGCUAGAAGGUUUGAUCAGCGAAAAGGAUUCUCUAAUAGCCGAAUUGGAAGUGAAGGGAGUACUCGACGAGAGCGAGACCAAUCGAUGCGACACGCUCAAGACAGAGCGAGAUAGACUGCUCAAUAGGCUUAAGACAGAGAACGAGCGAAUACUGGAACUGGAGCAGUGGACCGAGCCAGUGGCCCAGGCAGCGCCCGAGGGCUCCUUACCAGUAGACUUGACCUUGACUGACGAGCUACUACGAGCGUGCGACGACAAUGUAAUUGUUUGGGUAUAAUCUACAUCUAUUAAGAAUGCGGAUGGUACGCAUGGAGUGACGCCGGUUAACUUAUGGUUACAACUUCAACUUGGUUAGUAUACUAGCUAGGAUCAAUCUUGGUAGACUGUCUUCGUAAUUCUUCCUUCUUCUCGUCUGUAAGUAGCACUUUUGUAUUUAAUAAAUUUGUCUCCUUAUCAUUUUUGUGCUGUCCUUCAUCGUCUCUUUAGAUUUUUACGGCUAGCUUUCCAAGUCCAGUCUCCAAAAUUGAUCUAGCUUCAAAUUUAACACAACUUCUUCCAAUAACUUUUUGAAGAUUUCACUUUACAUAAUGCUUGGAAUAUUUCUGCAUGGAGUUCCUAUUAAACUCUCAAAAAAGGCUUAUUUUAAUACGUAUAUAAGAAAUCGUCCACCAUCUAUUAGGUAUGUAUGUAUGUAUAAGUGACCACACGCCGCUAAGAGAUAUUGUUUAAAAGAAAACAAUCGACACUUAUCGACGAAUUUCGCAGAGCCAAAAUUGAAAACUAAAAUACCUAAUUGGAAUUUAAAAUUGAGAAUUUUAAUGAAAUAAAAUUUGCUCAAUUUAUAAGAAAUAAUGCGAGUGUGUUUGAGUGUGUGCUUAAUUAAACAAAUCGUGUUGAUAACAUGAGAAGGAUUGAAAAUAAUGACAUUGAGCUGGAUAUACUGGACGUGGUUAAAUAAACUCUAAUAGAAGAAUAAUAAGGUCUAGAAACGUAUGCAAUUACUAGAAUGUUAAAACCAAUUUAGAAUGGAACAGUAAGGUUAAUAGAUGAACUUAGAGCAGCUAUAAAAUGCCUAAUAUUUUAAUGUAAGUAUGUUGUCUUAUAGAUAAGGGAAUGGUUAUAGUCAAAUUAUAUGUUAUAAGCUGUGUAAUAAGAUUUGAAAUUGAAUGCAGUUGCAAUCAGCGAUGGAAAUAAAGAACAGAAUGUUGAUGCAAAUCAGUAUGGUGAAGGAGUUGAUAAUAAAAAUAUUCUAAGGUCAUCUCUCAAAGCAAAAAAGUCUUAACAGGGAGUAUAAUAAAGUCUAU
Messenger RNA from Spodoptera exigua (beet armyworm), 7583 nucleotides. The record is from the annotation of a GenBank genome assembly. NCBI's taxonomy places the organism in Eukaryota, Metazoa, Arthropoda, Insecta, Lepidoptera, Noctuidae.